Molecule: messenger RNA, 330 nt
Organism: Angiostrongylus costaricensis
Lineage: Eukaryota; Metazoa; Nematoda; Chromadorea; Rhabditida; Metastrongylidae
Source: the annotation of a GenBank genome assembly
AUGAAGGAAUCCUCCCAUUUGGACUACAUCUUGUUCUUGGAUUCGGAUAUGGGAGUAGUGAAUCCAAAAAGGCGAAUCGAGGAAUUUCUCGAUGAGAACGCUGAGGUUAUUUUUUAUGAUCGCUUUUAUAAUUGGGAAGUUAUGGCUGGAUCGUAUCUAAUCAAGAAUUCGAACUGGUCGCGAACGUUUCUUCAAGGUUUCGCCGAUUACGAGUUUCGGUUACCGAAAAGCUUUCACGGGAUGGACAACGGAGCUAUACAUGUCGGUAUUUCACUGUUUCCCCAUUUUCAUAUGCCAUCAAAAUAUACUAUUCGAAUUGGUGCAAAAUGA